UACUGAACACUUCCUCGCAGAGAAGCUCAGCAGAACAACUGACUAGCAAACAUGGUUUGGGAAGGAGGAAUUGAGCCUAAUGGCACUGAGGGCAAGAACUUCUACAUUCCCAUGUCCAACAGGACUGGGAUUGUUAGAAGUCCUUUUGAAUACCCUCAAUAUUACAUGGUGGACCCAAUGAUCUACAAGCUGCUAGCUUUCUACAUGUUCUUCCUGAUCUGCACUGGAACUCCCAUCAACGGCCUGACAUUGUUUGUGACGGCACAGAACAAGAAGCUUCGGCAACCUCUCAACUACAUCCUGGUCAACCUGGCUGUGGCUGGACUCAUCAUGUGCUGCUUCGGCUUCACCAUCACCAUUACAUCUGCUAUCAACGGCUACUUCAUUCUUGGACCCACUUUCUGCGCUAUUGAGGGAUUCAUGGCCACACUUGGAGGUGAAGUUGCUCUCUGGUCACUGGUCGUCCUGGCUGUUGAGAGAUACAUUGUCGUCUGCAAACCCAUGGGAAGCUUCAAGUUUGCUGGAACUCAUGCUGCAGCUGGAGUCACAUUCACCUGGGUCAUGGCUAUGGCUUGCGCUGCUCCCCCACUUGCAGGCUGGUCCAGGUACCUUCCUGAGGGCAUGCAGUGCUCCUGCGGACCUGACUACUACACUCUGGCUCCAGGCUACAACAAUGAGUCAUACGUCAUCUACAUGUUUGUCGUCCACUUCUUCGUUCCUGUCUUCGUCAUUUUCUUCACCUAUGGAAGCCUUGUCAUGACAGUCAAAGCCGCUGCAGCCCAGCAGCAGGACUCAGCUUCCACUCAGAAAGCUGAGAAGGAAGUGACUCGCAUGUGCGUCCUGAUGGUCAUUGGCUUCCUGGUAGCUUGGACACCAUAUGCCACCUUCGCCGGUUGGAUCUUCCUGAACAAGGGCGCUGCCUUCACUGCCCUGACUGCAGCCCUCCCUGCUUUCUUUGCAAAGAGCUCUGCCUUGUACAACCCUGUUAUCUAUGUGCUGAUGAACAAACAGUUCCGUAACUGCAUGCUGACCACUAUUGGAAUGGGCGGCAUGGUGGAGGAUGAGACCUCAGUCUCAACAAGCAAGACAGAGGUGUCCACUGCGUCUUAAUCAUGAUGACCUCCUCAAACCUGUGGACACUAUCCUUACUGAUUGUUUCCAGAUUUUGAAUGGUCCCAUCAAAAAAAGUCUUGAACUUUUGCCAAAUGGAUUCGUGGAUGUCACAACAGACUCUGGACCAAACCAACUAAGGAAUUCUAUCCCAUCUGUUAAUAUAUGUAAACUAAGAAGUGUAAAGAAAUCCAUCUGCUGUGGAUGUUAUCUUGUAUAGCAUUUGUGCAUCUGUGUGCAUGUGAGCGCCUGAGUGCGUGAGGGAGAGAGGGUGAGUGAAGCCACACUCUCAAAUCUCUCCAGGCAAACUGUAAAUCUGUCAUGCUAUCACAUGUGUGGAAUUUUCAUGUAAUUAUAUGGGGGAGCAUGUAUGUCACUGGUCUGCCAGUGGUGGUAUUUUUAUGAAUUUAUUUAAAAAGAAACAAAAAAUAUAUAGUAUGAAAUAGAAAAUAAAUGCAUGCAUAAAAAACAACAAA
Messenger RNA from Acanthochromis polyacanthus (spiny chromis), 1586 nucleotides. RefSeq names its product green-sensitive opsin. The transcript is spliced from 5 exons. Bases 52 to 1110 code for a protein of 352 amino acids. Gene Ontology annotation, biological process: phototransduction; visual perception; G protein-coupled receptor signaling pathway. Gene Ontology annotation, cellular component: photoreceptor outer segment; membrane. Gene Ontology annotation, molecular function: G protein-coupled receptor activity. NCBI's taxonomy places the organism in Eukaryota, Metazoa, Chordata, Actinopteri, Pomacentridae. The record is from RefSeq and is a predicted model, not a curated record.